Molecule: messenger RNA, 3343 nt
Organism: Zea mays
Lineage: Eukaryota; Viridiplantae; Streptophyta; Magnoliopsida; Poales; Poaceae
Exons: 1
Coding region: 376-3051 (891 amino acids)
Biological process (GO): protein phosphorylation
Molecular function (GO): protein serine/threonine kinase activity; ATP binding
Source: RefSeq, marked validated
GGCAUUCAAACUCACCCGUUGCUGGCGGCAGGCACCGCCGUCCCGCGCAAAACAAUAAUAUUCAGCUGAACGCGGAGACGAAACAGACGGCGGCAGGUGCACGGUGCACACCGGCACGCCAUCCAUCACCAGCCGCAAGUCGUCGUCGCGUUGCAUUGUUAUUACUAUUUCUUUCUUCUCUCCACUGCACCACCACCAGCGCCCCGCCCCCAGAUCCCAGCGCGGCCAAUGGCGCUCGAGUCAACUCCAGGGCCACGAACACAACCUCCCCCGGUCGCGGUCGGCCAUGCCUCUGCCUCUGCCUCCGCCACGCAUCACGCCUCCCCGCCCGCCGAGCCAAUGCCAUGAGCGCGCCGCCGACCCACGGCCGCACCGAUGCCGACGCGUCUCCCCCUCGCCGCCGUCCUGCUCCUCUUCCUCCUCCUCCUCCUCGGCGCCGCCGCCCCGACCCCGGCGCGCGGCGGCAGGGUCGCCACGGAGCUCCUCGCCCCGGGCUUCACGGCGUCGUACCUGCUCUUCAUCGACACCUACGGCGCGUUCCUCGCGUCGCGGAGCGGCGCGUUCCACGCCGUGGUCUACAACCCGGGGCAGCAGCAGGAGCGGUUCUACCUCGCCGUGCUCCACGCGCCGUCCAAGACCUGCGUCUGGGUCGCCAACCGCGCCGCGCCCAUCACCGACCGCGCCGCCCCGCUGCAGCUCACGGCCAGCGGGAUCUCCGCCGAGGACCCCAACGGCACCACCAUCUGGUCCACGCCGCCGUUCGGGGAGCCAGUGGCUGCGCUCCGCCUCGACGACCACGGCAACCUCUCGCUGCUGGACGCGAGGAACGCCACGCUGUGGCAGUCCUUCGACCGGCCUACCGACUCGCUCCUGUCGUCGCAGCGGCUCCCCGCGGGGGCGUUCCUCGCGUCCGCCGCGUCGGGCUCCGACUUCUCCGAGGGGGCGUACCGGCUCGACGUGACGGCGGCCGACGCGGUGCUCACGUGGAUGGGCUCCAUGUACUGGCGGCUCUCGAACGACGCCAGCUCGACCGUGGAACGAAGCGGCACCGUCGCGUACAUGGCCGUCAACGGCACCGGGCUGUACCUGCUCGCGGCGGACGGCGGGGUCGUCAUCCAGCUCUCGUUGCCUGCAGCCGAGCUGCGAGUUGUUAGGCUAGGAUAUGACGGGAAGCUGCAGAUCCAGAGCUUCGCGUCGGCGAACUCGUCUAAGUCGCCGAUGGACGGUGGCUUCGUGGCGCCGAGCGAUGCGUGCGCUCUGCCCCUCUCCUGUGGCGCGCUCGGGCUCUGCACGCCCAAGGGCUGCACUUGCCCGCCCUUGUUCGCGGCGUCGCACGACGCUGGUUGCACGCCGUCUGACGGCUCCACCCCGCUGUCCGUCUCCUCAUGCGGCGGCGGCGGCGGCGGCAGCGGGAAUAACAGCUCGCCGGUCUCGUACCUCAGCUUUGGCAGUGGCGUCGCGUACUUCGCUAACAAGCUGGCGCCACCGACCGUGUCCGGCGGCAACGUUUCUUCAUGCCAGGCUCUCUGUACCAGCAACUGUUCCUGCCGCGGUUACUUCUACGACGACUCGUCCUUGUCCUGCUACUUGGUGAAGCACGAGCUCGGCUCCUUCAUGAACGCUGACUCCACCAAAGGCUCCGACAAGCUCGGCUACAUCAAGGUGCUGAGCUCGCAGCUAUCGAGACCAUCCAACAGUUCGUCCUCAAACAGCACCCUCAUUGCCAUCCUCCUCCCAACAAUCGUCGUGUUUGUGCUCAUCGUCGUCGUCAGCGCCACCGUGAUCAGGGCGUGGCGUAAGGAUGCGGGGCGUUCGUCGCGCUCCAGGGAUCAGCAGCUCCGGCGGCAGCGCUCGCCGUCGGAUUCAGCGCACCUGGUGCGGGAUAUUGACGAUCAGGACGACGACAUCGUCAUCCCUGGCCUCCCGACAAGGUUCACGCACGAAGAGAUCGAGGACAUGACCAACAGCUACCGCAUCAAGAUCGGCGCCGGCGGGUUCGGCGCCGUGUACAAGGGCGAACUCCCGAACGGCUCGCAGGUGGCCGUGAAGAAGAUCGAAGGCGUCGGGAUGCAGGGCAAGCGCGAGUUCUGCACCGAGAUCGCCGUCAUUGGCAACAUCCACCACAUCAACCUCGUCCGCCUCCGCGGCUUCUGCACCGAGGGCCAGCGCCGCCUCCUCGUGUACGAGUACAUGAACCGCGGCUCCCUCGACAGGUCGCUGUUCCGGCCGACCGGCCCUCUGCUGGAGUGGAAGGAGCGGAUGGACGUCGCCGUCGGGGCGGCGAGGGGGCUGGCGUACCUCCACUUCGGCUGCGACCAGAGGAUCAUCCACUGCGACGUCAAGCCGGAGAACAUCCUGCUCGCGGACGGCGGCCAGGUGAAGAUCGCCGACUUCGGGCUCGCGAAAUUCCUCACGCCGGAGCAGUCCGGCCUCUUCACGACGAUGAGGGGCACCCGCGGGUACCUCGCGCCGGAGUGGCUCAGCAACGCGGCCAUCACCGACCGCACCGACGUGUACAGCUUCGGAAUGGUGCUCCUGGAGCUGGUGCGCGGCCGCAAGAACCGCAGCGAGCACGUAAGCGACGGCGGCGGCGAGGCCUCCAAUUCCUCGAACGGGACAGCGGGCAGCUCGUCGCGCGGCGCGAAGAGCGACUAUUUCCCGCUCGCCGCCCUGGAGGGGCACGAGGCCGGGCAGUACGCGGAGCUGGCUGACUCUCGGCUACAGGGGCGGGUGGCCGCCGAGGAAGUGGAGAGGGUGGUGAAGGUGGCGCUGUGCUGCCUCCACGAGGACCCACACCUGCGGCCGAGCAUGGCGGUCGUGGUCGGCAUGCUGGAGGGCACCAUAGCGCUGUGGGAGCCAAAGGUGCAGUCGCUUGGGUUCCUCCGACUGUACGGCCGGGGGUUUUCUGGGCCAGCGGACGGCGGAGGUAGCGACAUGAAUCUGAAGCAUAUGGCGUCCCCCAUGGACCGGUCAGGGACGACGACGACGUCAACGACGAUGAGCGGGUGGCCGUCGUACCUGUCGUCAUCUCAGCUCUCCGGGCCGAGAUAGCGAAGAAUGGACACGGGAUACUUUCUAGCUUAGAGUGUACUCCGACGAAUCCAUUCUUGAUUUUGUUCUGGUGGUAGAACAAAGGAAUUUAUCUUUGUAUCUACGAGAUCCAAAUCACCACGAUUUUGUUGCAUUCCUUUUGGUGGAUUGGCUUUUCCAUUGGAAUGGAUGGUGGAGAAGCUGAAAUCCGUUGGGGGCUAAUUUGGUGACUAGGGAUCCUAGGGAUUCAUGGGGAGGAAUCCAUUUUCAAUUUAAUUUAAAUAGCAAGAGGAUUUUUUUCCCUGGGGAUCCC